Molecule: messenger RNA, 2241 nt
Organism: Miniopterus natalensis
Lineage: Eukaryota; Metazoa; Chordata; Mammalia; Chiroptera; Miniopteridae
Source: RefSeq, a predicted model, not a curated record
AUGCGUUUGGCGUCCAGGACCAGGAGCGCGUCCCUACGGCGGGUGCAUCAGGAGAUGCGCGUGUGGCGUCGCUUCUCCCGCCGAGGGGUGGAGAGUGGCAGCGGGGCUGUGCUGUGCUGUGCUGGCGGUGCCAGCAGUGCUCCGCAGACAUCCCUCUUGGAGGCCCGCUGCACACAGGUAUCUCUGUAACAGGAAUCUUAUCCAUCUUCUUCACCAAUAUGGUUUGUGGACUCUGAUGACCCAAAUCUGACAUCAGUUCUGGAACGGCUAGAAGAUUCUAAGAACAACAGCUCGCUUCGUCAGCAGUUGAAGUGGUUGAUAUGUGAACUCUGCAGAUUAUAUAACCUCCCUAAGCACCUGGAUGUUGAGCUGCUAGAUCAACCACUACCCACGGGUCAGAAUGGGACAACAGAGGAGGUGACUUCAGAGGAGGAGGAGGAGGAGGAGAUGGCUGAGGAUAUAGAAGACUUGGAUCACUAUGAGAUGAAGGAAGAGGAACCUAUUAGUGGAAAAAAGUCAGAGGAUGAAGGAAUUGAAAAAGAAAAUUUGGCAAUAUUAGAGAAAAUUAGGAAGACUCAAAGGCAAGACCAUCUAAAUGGUGCGGUAUCUGGGUCUGUACAAGCUUCAGACAGACUUAUGAAAGAGCUCAGGGACAUAUACCGGUCACAGAGUUACAAAGCAGGGUUUUAUUCCGUGGAACUCAUAAAUGACAGUUUAUAUGACUGGCACGUUAAACUGCAGAAGGUUGAUCCUGAUAGUCCUUUGCACAGUGAUCUUCAGAUCUUAAAAGAAAAAGAAGGCAUAGAAUAUAUUUUGCUUAACUUCUCUUUUAAGGAUAACUUUCCAUUUGAUCCCCCAUUUGUUCGAGUGGUGUUACCUGUUCUCUCAGGAGGGUACGUGUUGGGUGGUGGCGCGUUAUGUAUGGAACUUCUCACAAAACAGGGCUGGAGCAGUGCCUACUCGAUAGAGUCAGUCAUCAUGCAGAUCAAUGCCACCCUAGUCAAAGGCAAAGCCAGAGUGCAGUUUGGAGCAAAUAAGAAUCAAUAUAAUCUAGCAAGAGCCCAACAAUCUUAUAAUUCCAUUGUACAGAUACACGAGAAAAAUGGCUGGUACACCCCUCCGAAGGAAGAUGGCUAAAUGUAUUGACUGUCAUAUGUUUGGACCAAUGUUGCUUUAAAGAAAAUCUUCCCACCAUGCAGACCAGCUUUGAGUGCCCCUAUAACAGCAGUACCGAAGACGUUAGCUCAUAGAUAUUUUAGUGGAUAAUUUGUCAACUGACAUCCUGUAUAAGUUUAUAGUCUUCUCAUUUUGCUCAUUUUAGGUAUCUUGGACUCAGCAGUGAGUCCUUUACUGUAUUUUUCUUGAUAAAUACACACACUGGCCACUCCUUAUAUCUCUUUUUCUUGAAAAAUGAAAUCUGUUAAGCAGGCAAGUCAGCAUCAGGUUACUGAAGUUGCGACUUUAGGGUAACUUUUCCAUAAUGAGCUCGUGCAUUACGAGGACUUGCAGUAUCUUAUUUCACUUGGAGCCAAUAAAGGUUUAUUUGGUGUUUAAUAUUGGUUUAGAAAAUGUAAGGUCUAAAUCACAGUAGCCUUUUCAGAUUAAAACAAUUUUAUGAUUUCGCCAAAAUAAUGACAGGAGACCUACUCAAUAAAAUGUUAAACUUUUUUAUGGCCAUGUAAAGAUAUGAGCCAUCUCCCAGAGGAAGAUAUGCUCUUACCUAAGUUGUGUUGUAGUUUUUAGGUAAAGUGAAGCACAGGGUUGGGCCAAGUAAGCUAGUAAGGCUUGUAGUAGCAGUUUCCACUGGGGCAUCACAGUCUUGCUGGGCUGAAUCUGUUUAUUGGUUCAAUAUGUCUUAUGAAGAUCUGCGAUACAGAUCUUGAAGUUAUUUAAAAUACUAAGUCAUUUUACAUUUCCAUUUUAUUAACGGGAUGUUGCAAUUGUUUGUAAACUAAUAAACUUAUAAAGUGAUUGGCACACAGACUCCUUGAGCAAAAGCUGCACAGUGAAGUACAAAAAGAUCCCUAAUUUGGAGACUCUUAAAUUUUUUGCUGUAGUCAUAACAAUGGCUUUUACUUAAAGACUAAUAGGAACUCUAUACAUGUUAAUUCUUUUAUAAAACCUGACCCAAAUCAGUAUACUCUCCAUUUUAUUGCCUUACCUGAAUCAGUCCUAUUUGAUUGGUAAUAGAUUUUUUAUAUGCCCACGUUUGAUUUAAAAGUAACUUCUAGUUAUUAAGCA